Aspergillus costaricaensis CBS 115574 is the source of this 1107-nucleotide messenger RNA. RefSeq lists its product as uncharacterized. The coding region runs from base 1 to 1107 and encodes 368 amino acids. The transcript has 4 exons. NCBI's taxonomy places the organism in Eukaryota, Fungi, Ascomycota, Eurotiomycetes, Eurotiales, Aspergillaceae. The record is from RefSeq and is a predicted model, not a curated record.
AUGCCACGUCGCGUAUGGUCAACCGAAGAAGACGAAAAGCCCAUUGCCCUUGUUGAGCAGUUGGGAGAUAAGCGUGGCAGAGACAGUAAAUGGACUGAGAUAUCCAAGAACCUACCAGGGCGGACAAACAAGGAUUGUCGAAAGCGUUGGUUCCAUUCCCUAGACCCAAAACUGCGCAAAGGUCGCUGGACCAAAGAGGAAGACGAGAUUCUCCUCGCCGCUCAUCGGCGACUAGGACCUGCUUGGAAGGAAAUUGCACUUCUCAUCAAGGGCCGAAAGGAUGAUCAAUGUGCGAAGCGAUAUACCGAUAUUCUAGACCCCUCUGUGAAAAACCGCCUCAGAAGUUGGUCGCAAGAGGAGGACCUUUAUCUGACGACAAAGGACGAUUCCACGGAAUUAUCACCAUCCUCCGGCUCUGGCUCAAUUUAUCCAGGCUCUAGCAGCGGAAACGCCACUUCCAUGGACAACGGCUCGCAGGAAGAUGGUGAAAGCCCCGAUGUUCAUCUGGAUGCGAUGGAUAUGGCCACCGGAUUGUCGGAAAACAUAUUAUUAUCCUCACCAUUCGACCUGAACGAUGCAGCUAUUCUGUCCAUGCGCUACCCAGAUGAAGGCUAUAUGUCACUUCAGCAUGACUCAGACAUAUUCUCGCACCCUCUCAUGCAGAACCAAGCCCCUGAGAGCAACCAGGCGAGAACACACACCGGACAUCUAUCAUCGAAUGAGAACGUCGAGAGGAAUACAAUAUCAGGGGAUUUCCCCUCGAUCUCAAGCCCCGAGAGUCGGGCUGCAGACCGCGACCGGCUUGUGUCAAAUACCACCAAUAUCAGUGGUCAAGAAACAUCGCCUACCAAUGACCUUCACACCUUCAGUGCGGACAACAUUCGGCUCGCCUUAGACUCAUUUUCACAUAGUAAAGAGCCCGAUCAGAUUGCCAUGGAGGAAGCAGCCGUUCGACAAGUGCUCAUGGCUGCUCAGUGGACCUCUUCAAGUUCAAGGGAUACCUUGUCACGGUCAUAUCCUACCCAGGCGCAAGAGGUUCAUCACCACCAUCACUUCCACCAUCAUUUCCAUCAUCACCAUUACCACCAUCGAUCUCAUGGAACAUAG